CUCUGUCUCUGUCUCUCGCUCACCAACCCACUUCCCUUCUGUGCUGAAAUUACGUAUCUUUCUCUCUCCUUCUAUAUCGAGACCUCCGGGUCUCCAGAUUUUUAGGGUUCCGAUUUUAUAAAUUCCUAAGACUUGUUGUGGUCGCCUGUUUCCGCUUACCGAGUUUUUCCUAUCGCUCUCGAGCUUAUUUGACCGGAGAGCGCCGCUUGACCAUUUUCGAUCUCUUCUCUCGACAACUCAGUUCCGAAAACCAGAGAACUUGAGAUAUCAGGCGCCGGAACGAGGAAAAGAGGAAUCUUUUUGAGUUCCUUGGUUUCCUUGUUCUCAUCUUCGAUUUAAUCGCCUUUUUUAAAACCUUGCAUCGGCUUCUCCGCCUCCGGGAACCCUAAAGUUCGGAUCUUAAUCUCUGCCUCCUCUGUUCCGAUCGCUUGGAAAUAUGAUUUGCUCUUUGAAGCAAUCCGCAGCGGCCUUCGCUGUCGCCGAUUUCGUCCGAUCCAAAUCCCCGGCUCCAAGAUCGCAGCUUGCGAUCCUUCCUUCCAUCUGCGCGGUAAAAAACCCUAAGCUCUCCGUUUCCUCGCGGAAACCCCUGUAUCUCGCCUCUCCAGAUGGCUCUGGCUUUGGUUACCGCGAUGGAGUCCUCUCGGACACGAAGCCCCGGGGGCUCGGCUUCAAGCGCGAGGCCUACCAGGCCGAUAGGUCGGAGAACGUGGAGAUUUCCCAUGGCGAGACGCGCUCGGCCGCCGGUCAGAAGGUAAAGAUCGGGAUCUACUUCGCCACCUGGUGGGCUCUCAACGUGGUGUUCAACAUCUACAACAAGAAGGUCCUCAAUGCCUUCCCCUACCCCUGGUUCACCUCCACCCUCUCCCUCGCCACGGGUUCCGUCAUGAUGCUGGCCUCCUGGGCCACAAGGAUCGCCGAGGCCCCCAAGACCGACUUCGACUUCUGGAAAACCCUCUUCCCGGUGGCAGUGGCUCAUACGAUCGGGCAUGUGGCAGCGACGGUGAGCAUGUCGAAGGUGGCAGUGUCAUUUACUCACAUAAUUAAGAGUGGAGAGCCAGCAUUCAGCGUGUUGGUGUCCAGGUUUCUGCUGGGAGAGAGAUUUCCUUUGCCGGUUUAUCUGUCUCUUGUGCCGAUUAUUGGUGGUUGUGCUCUUGCCGCGGUCACAGAGCUCAAUUUCAACAUGACUGGUUUUAUGGGUGCAAUGAUAUCCAAUCUGGCAUUUGUGUUCCGGAACAUCUUCUCCAAGAGGGGGAUGAAGGGGAAGUCGGUCAGCGGGAUGAACUAUUAUGCUUGCCUCUCACUGCUGUCGCUCUUCAUACUCAUACCUUUUGCUGUUGCAGUUGAAGGCCCACAGAUGUGGGCUGCUGGCUGGGAGAACGCACUUUCACAGAUUGGUCCCCAAUUUGUCUGGUGGAUUGCAGCCCAGAGCGUCUUCUACCACUUGUACAACCAGGUUUCCUAUAUGUCCUUGGAUGAAAUCUCUCCCUUGACAUUUAGUAUUGGUAACACCAUGAAGCGGAUAUCUGUCAUUGUCUCUUCCAUCAUAAUCUUCCACACACCUGUCCAACCCAUCAAUGCACUUGGAGCUGCCAUCGCUGUCCUUGGGACUUUCUUGUACUCCCAGUCAAAGCAGUAAGGUUCAAAUGAAUUGGAGGAUCCUGUAACAAGAUCGGUUUUAUGCACUGCUGCUGUGAGGUAAUGACGGUGGCCAACUCGAUUUUUGGGCAGGGUUCAGCAGCAGCUUCUUGUAUUACGUAAUGAACUAUCACAAGUGAUAGAAUAACCAUUGCUGUUUUUCCCUGAAUCAUUGGUAUGAUGAUCAUACACAAACCUCUUCUUUUUUGAACCACCAGCUCAGUGUAGUUUGACAUAAUGGUUGGAUGUAAUUCGACAUUGUUUGGUUCUGUGAGGCCAACUUUAUAUUGGACAGCUUUGCUUGCACAAUUAUUUAUUUA
Phoenix dactylifera (date palm) is the source of this 1955-nucleotide messenger RNA. Its product is annotated as glucose-6-phosphate/phosphate translocator 2, chloroplastic-like. Gene Ontology annotation, molecular function: transmembrane transporter activity. Gene Ontology annotation, cellular component: membrane. The record is from RefSeq and is a predicted model, not a curated record. NCBI's taxonomy places the organism in Eukaryota, Viridiplantae, Streptophyta, Magnoliopsida, Arecales, Arecaceae. Gene Ontology annotation, biological process: transmembrane transport.